AUGGCGACUGCGAACCGCGCCACGAAAUCAAUAAGCAGUGGAUUUGCAGCGGCUGUGAGACCUCGAUAUGUCUGUCGAACAUGCAAACAUCAACUCCUGCAACGCGAAGCACAGCAAGCCCGACAAUACUCAAGCCCGUCGUCAAGACCCAGUGUUCGACGGUCCACAAGUACUGUAAAUGAACAACGCCGUCAGGCCUCCUCCAAAUCUCUCCUCAGCCGCUUUCAGCCUCCUACACAACGGUCACCAACUGAAGAAGCUGAGACUCCCGCGCCAAUCGAGCAGUAUGUCGAAGCGACUACUUGGGAUGGAUUGGAGCAUGUAGGCCACCACGGACAUUGGAGAGAUCUCCCCGCUGAUCCCAAGGACAAUUAUGAGCCCUGGCUCGACCCGACCACCGCAACACCUCUUCGACGCGACGAAUUCCUUUCAUUCCUUUACAUUUCCAUUGUCGAAUGCCUUGCACACAGACACCUCGGCAAUGAUCCGUCGGUUCUUUUUGAGCAGGGUCCGCCUGACUUUUACGGUGACAUGACUUCUCUGAAGAUCAUAUUGUCGAGCUCUGGAACUGUGUCACAUCUUGAGGAUCCACGCGGUGUUCUGCAGAAAGCCAACGAAGCGCCGAGGCCUGAGUCAGAGAGACAAGAAGAGAUCGAGCUCUCCAUCCCCGAGGUGGAAGAACAGCUCUCUGGCGCAAGAUUUGACUUCAGCGACCCUCUCACAUUUGCUAUUAUCAAACGCUUCUCCCAACUCACCUCCUACCACGUCCCCGACCCUCUCCUCAACACCGUCUUGCGCGGCAGCAAAUCCCUGACGACUUUUAUCGACUUGCUUACUCAAACCGCAAAGCCCAAACCCAAGAGAUUCGCAGAACUGUUACUCGCAAAGCAGAAGAAGGCACUGGAUUUCGCAGCAAGGGAGAAACUCCGUGCCAACGAAGUUGAGGAGACGCCAUUCGCAGCAGACCCGACAUUGAAAGAAGAUCCUACUCAGAACAAGGUGAAGAAGCAGAGACAGAAAUUCCAGCCCCUCGGUCCCAACGUGAUGAUCUUCCCCCGCCGCGAGACGGAAGUUGAUCGCGAAAUGGAGGUCGGGCGCUGGAAGGUCAUCAGGCGCGAACUGGAGAACCGGGGUCUGCCGGUGUAUCCGAUUCCGAGAUUGGUGCCGGAGGGCGAAGCUUGGAGGAAAGAGGACACGGACGGGGAAGUUGCGCAGAGGAAUUUGUGA
This is a messenger RNA of Fonsecaea multimorphosa CBS 102226, 1227 nucleotides long. RefSeq lists its product as uncharacterized. Bases 1 to 1227 code for a protein of 408 amino acids. The record is from RefSeq and is a predicted model, not a curated record. Gene Ontology annotation, cellular component: mitochondrion. The transcript has 3 exons. Lineage: Eukaryota; Fungi; Ascomycota; Eurotiomycetes; Chaetothyriales; Herpotrichiellaceae.